This is a messenger RNA of Talaromyces rugulosus, 1281 nucleotides long. RefSeq lists its product as uncharacterized. Gene Ontology annotation, molecular function: transmembrane transporter activity. Lineage: Eukaryota; Fungi; Ascomycota; Eurotiomycetes; Eurotiales; Trichocomaceae. The transcript is spliced from 4 exons. Bases 1 to 1281 code for a protein of 426 amino acids. The record is from RefSeq and is a predicted model, not a curated record. Gene Ontology annotation, biological process: transmembrane transport.
AUGUCGGGGCAUCAGCGUCCUGAUGAAAAGGUCGCUCAGCCGGCUGUAGUUUUAUCCAGCCUACCGGACUCGACCAGCGAAGAGGAACCUGAUCAGGAUAGCAAGUAUAGCUGGCUCUGCGUUGCUUGUGUUUUCUUGAUAAACAUGCACACGUUUGGCAUUAACGGCUCAUACGGAGUGUUUCUUUCUUACUAUCUAACAUCAAGUUACUUUCCCGGUGCCACUUACAUUGAGUAUGCAUUGGUCAGUGGGCUCUCCAUAUCCCAAGCCUUAUUGAUAUCUCCUUUCGUAACAUAUACCACGCGCGUCUAUGGUACUCGGACAGCAUUGUUCAUUGGAUCCUUUCUCGAGGCCCUUGCACUCGUUGGUGCUUCCUUUUCAAAAACCAUAUGGCAGCUAUUCCUUAGUCAAGGUCUCUGCUCAGGAUGGGGUAUGGGAUUCCUGUUCCUCGGCACGGUCGGUGUCGUACCUCAAUGGUUCACCAAGAGACGCUCGCUGGCAGCGGGCCUCGCAUCUUCAGGAGCUGGCACCGGUGGAUUUGUGUACAAUCUGGCUGUUAAUGCUAUGAUUCAUAACAUAUCUUUGCCAUGGGCGUACCGAAUCCUCGCCAUUAUCGCCUUUACUGUUAAUAUCACCUGCUCUUUUUUCAUUAAGGAUCGGCACCGGCAGAUAGGAACUGUGCAAAAGACUUUCGAUUACCGGCUUUUAAAAAGCCUUGACUUUUGGGCUUUGUCAAUUUGGGCAAUAUUCAACAUUAUAGGCUACGUGGUUUUAUCGUUCUCUCUGCCGUCUUAUGCAACCAGCAUUGGUCUCUCUAAGCAACAAGGUGCGCUUGUAGGAGCACUGUUGAAUGUUGCCCAGGCCUUUGGACGCCCCAGUGUUGGCUUCCUGAGUGACCACGUGGGAAGGGUCCGAAUGACAGCCAUUGCGAGCGCCGCCUGUGGUUUGACGUGUUUUGUAAUCUGGAUAUUUGCUCGUAGUUACGGUGUCUUAAUUCUCUUCGCUAUCUUGGCAGGCCUGUUUGUUGGAAAUAAUUGGGCAGCAACCGCACCCGUUUCAGCCGAGAUAUUCGGCAUGAAAUACCUCCCAUCUAUUCUCUCAACCCUGUGGCUGAUACUCACGCCACCUGGCACUUUUGCUGAAUUAAUUGCCCUAGGGCUUCGUGAAAAACACGGCAGCAGAAUUUAUCUCCCGACUCAAAUAUUUACAGGGGCUUUGUACUUCGGAGCUGCACUGUCUAUGUGGUUGAUAUACGCAAGAAAAAGCAGAAAACUGUGGUAG